AGUAACUUCAAAUCUUGAUUCUGUCAGUACACGAAGAAGAUAAAUGAAGAUGGUGGAGGAAAGUGAGAAUAAGUUUGAUCCACAACAAGUGAUCGAUGAAUUUGAGCUAUUAAGCAAAGAUGCUGGGAGAAUUCAAGAAGAGACCUUACAAAAGAUUCUUGAAGAAAAUGGAAGGACAGAAUAUUUGCAACAAUGGGGUCUUAAUGGGAAAACAGAUCAAGUUUCUUUCAAGAAUUGUGUUCCUCUUGUUACACAUAAGGAUUUGGAGCCUUACAUUCAUAGAAUUGUUGAUGGUGAUCUUACUCCUAUUCUUACUCGAAAGUCUAUUACCACUAUCUCGUUGAGUUCUGGUACAACUCAAGGAAAACCAAAAUUUGUACCUUUCAAUGAAGGAUUGAUGGAAUCCACCAUGCAAAUAUUCAAGACUUCUUUUGCCUUUAGGAACAGAGAAUUCCCAGUCGUAAAUGGGAAAGCAUUACAGUUCAUUUAUGGAAGCAAACAGUUCAAGACGAAGGGAGGUUUAGCAGCUGGAACAGCCACAACAAAUGUAUACCGAAAUUCGCAAUUCAAGAAGACAAUGAAAGCAAUGCAGACCCCGUGUUGUAGCCCCGAUGAAGUGAUAUUCGGCCCUGAUUUCAAUCAAUCCUUGUACUGUCAUCUAUUGUGUGGUCUCAUUCUACGUAACGAAGUUCAAGUUGUCUCAUCUACAUUUGCUCAUAGUAUUGUCCAUGCUUUUAGAAAAUUCGAACAAGUAUGGCAAGAACUUGUUGCAAAUAUAAGGGACGGAGUUCUUUCUAGUCGCGUAACUGUUCCUUCUAUAAGAUCAGCAAUGUCAAAAUUACUCAAGCCUGAUCCAGAACUGGCUGAUACUAUUUAUAACAAGUGCAUUCGGUUAAGUAAUUGGUACGGGUUGAUACCUGAAUUAUUCCCCAACACCAGGUACAUAUAUGGUAUCAUGACCGGAUCAAUGGAACCGUACUUGAAGAAAUUGAGGCAUUAUGCAGGGCAGCUACCUCUGCUUAGUGCAGAUUACGGGUCUUCUGAAGGAUGGAUCGGAGCAAAUGUUAAUCCUGAAUUGCCUCCCGAGCUAGUUACUUAUGCUGUUCUUCCUAAUAUUGGUUAUUUCGAAUUCAUUCCUCUCGUGGAAAAUGUAGAUGGCGUGGAGGCUACACCAGUUGGUUUAACUGAAGUUAAACUCGGUGAAGAGUAUGAAAUUGUUGUCACCAAUUUCGCUGGUUUAUAUCGAUACAGGCUCGGUGAUGUGGUAAAGAUAAAAGGAUUCCACAAUGGAACUCCAGAGCUCCAGUUUAUUUGCCGUAGGAAUCUCUUACUGAGCAUCAACAUCGACAAAAACACAGAGAAAGAUUUACAACUAGCCGUGGAGGCAGCAGCACAGCUCUUAUUAAACGAGAAGUUAGAAGUAGUCGAUUUCUCUAGCAACGUAAACACCUCAGCCGAUCCAGGGCACUACGUAAUCUUCUGGGAACUGAAUGGUGAAGCAAGUAAGGAAAUUUUGAAAGAAUGUUGUAAUUGUUUAGACAAAUCUUUCGUCGAUGCAGGCUAUGUUAGCUCUCGGAAGGUCAAAACCAUCGGUCCCCUUGAGCUACGGAUUGUGAAGAGAGGGACGUUUCAUAAGAUUUUAGAUCAUUUUGUAGGGUUAGGAGCAGCAGUUAGCCAGUUCAAAACACCGAGAUGUGUCGGUACGACGAAUCUCUCUGUGCUGCAAAUAUUGACUAGUAAUGUUGUUGAGAGCUAUUUUAGUACUGCAUUUAGUUGAAUUAUAAGUAUGUUUGUUCCCAGAAUUGUAAGCUGGUUACUUUUCAUAUCUUAAUAAAACACUUUGAAUUUGUACAAA
Molecule: messenger RNA, 1855 nt
Organism: Solanum verrucosum
Lineage: Eukaryota; Viridiplantae; Streptophyta; Magnoliopsida; Solanales; Solanaceae
Product: jasmonoyl--L-amino acid synthetase JAR4
Exons: 4
Coding region: 44-1777 (577 amino acids)
Cellular component (GO): cytoplasm
Molecular function (GO): acid-amino acid ligase activity
Source: RefSeq, a predicted model, not a curated record